CCUGUCUCAGCUUUCACUCAGAACAUCUCUGACUUACACUGAGCUUAAUCAAGUUGUGAUUAUGUGUCUCAGGAUGAGCUCAAGCCCUGUCCACUCACCUGCUGACUCCAGAUCAGCGCUGAACUACAAACGAAGCAGGUCCUGUGGCACCUUCAUCGAGAUUGACAGCAAAAUAGCACAAGCAAUGGAUCUGGUGAAGACUCACAUGCUGAGUGCAGUGCGAGAGGAAGUGGAACCUCUGAGAGAGAAAAUUAAAAAUCUGACUGAGAGAAGCUUCGAGCUGGAAAGAGAAAACCACCUGCUGAGAUCCAUGAUCAAAUACCAAAUAGUACUGAGGUCAAAUCAGAUUACCAACUACCAUGCAGCACUGACCUCAGGUCAGACCACCAACCACCAUGCAGCACUGACCUCAGGUCAGACCACCAACCACCAUGCAGCAAUGACCUCAGGUCAGACCACCAACCACCAUGCAGCACUGACCUCAGGUCAGACCACCAACCACCAUGCAGCAAUGACCUCAGGUCAGACCACCAACCACCAUGCAGCACUGACCUCAGGUCAGACCACCAACCACCAUGCAGCAAUGACCUCAGGUCAGACCACCAACCACCAUGCAGCACUGACCUCAGGUCAGACCACCAACCACCAUGCAGGACAGACCUCAGGUCAGACCACCAACCACCAUGCAGCACUGACCUCAGGUCAGACCACCAACCACCAUGCAGCACUGACCUCAGGUCAGACCACCAACCACCAUGCAGCACUGACGUCAGGUCAGAUCACCAACCACCAUGCAGCACUGACCUCAAGUCAGAUCACCAACCACCAUGCAGCACUGACCUCAGGUCUGAUCACCAACCACCAAAGAGCACUGAUGUCAGAUCAGGUCACUAACCACCAAAGAGCACUGAGCUCAAAUCAUCACUGCGGUCAACAUGACAGAAGCAUAUAUGAGCAAUCAGAAAAUUUCAUCUUCAGAGGUGCUGAUUACCAGAACAAUGAGUGCUUUUCUGUGAACACACAACGGUAUUUGAAUGUAGUAUUAAAUCAAGAUGUCACAUGUUAGCGUUGCUCUGUCCUAGCAGGGCGUGUCAAUUCAUGUAAAUUCCAUCCAUCCAUCUUCUACCGCUUAUCCGGAUCCGGGUCGUGGGGGUAGCAGCCUAAGCAGAGCAGCACAGACUUCCCUCUCCCCGGCCACCUCCACGAGCUCUUCCAGAGGAAUACCGAAGCGUUCCCAGGCCAGCCGAGAGAUGUAAUCUCUCCAGCGUGUCCUGUGUCUGCCCCGGGGAGUCCUCCCGGUGGGGUAUGCCCUGAAAACCUCCCUUGGGAGGAGUCCGGGGGCAUCCUAACAAAGUGCCCGAACCACCUCAACUGACUCCUUUCGAUGUGGAGGAGCAGCGGUUCUACUCCGAGUCUCUCCCGAAUGACCAAGCUUCUCACCCCGUCUCUAAUGGAGAGCCCAGACACCCUGCAGAGAAAACUCAUUUCCACCGCUUGUAUUCGCGAUCUCAUUCUUUCGGUCACUACCCAUAGCUCGUGACCAUAGGUGAGAGUGAGAAAGUAGAUGGACCAGUAAAUUGAGAACUUUAAUGUAAAUUUCUAACCUUAAAGUGCUAAUCUUACACACAAAUCAAUAAUUAACUAAUUUCCUUGUGACAAGGUUGCAGUGACAAGGUUGCAGUGUUUUCUUUAACAGUGACUUAUUUCUGGCACAGAAUCUUUGCGCACAAAUGCUCACAAUGAAAAUGUUAUAUUUAAUUAUAUUUUGAACUCUAGCUUUGUAAUUUUUUUUAAUGAAAUGUAAUGUAUUUGUUUUGCACUCAUUUCUUAUUGGAGUUUUGUUAACAUAUUAUUUGCAUUACUCUGAGUUACUGAGCCUGAGCUGUGUAGAAUUGUAAAGUAACUGUGUAAAAUCUAAAAUAUAUUUAUAGCCACAGGAGAAAAACUACUGAUUUUCUUUUUGUUAAAUGUCUUCGUGCUCAUUCACAUGAUAACAGUUAAUCUUAAAGUUUUAAACAGCACCUUCCGUGAACAUUAAUAAAUAAAUAAAUAAAUAAAUAAAACACAUUAUUUCCUGUUAUAUUCUAACAUAAGAGGAGAGUAAUUACAGUUAAUUACAGUUCUUAAUUACACUUAAUUACAGUUGGACUUUUUUUUACAGUUCUUAAUUACACUUAAUUACAGUUCUACAGGGUUUUUUUGUUUUUUUUUUAAAUAGAUGUCUCGUGCAGGUUUUUAAGAAGGAGGGGUUUGCGUUAGGUAUUGGCGAAGGCUCCUGGACUUGCCCCGGCUUGGGGUUUGCUUAUUUGAGCUUUAAGUUUGUCAGUUAAGAGUAACUUUGAAUGUUUUAAUGUUUUUAAUACUCAGUCUAGAAUUUCUUGGUGAGGCUGUUGGCCUUAAAUUUUUUUUAUUUUGUAUUACUGCAGUUAGUACUUGGAAUACAGUUUUAGGGUAAGGCAGCGGGCCUUAAUUUUCUCUUUUAUAUUUAAUUCUGGUUAAAAUUGGUUUUAUGUCUUACUUGGGGAAAAUGCAAUAUAUUGAGUAUUAAUGUGCUUUAAUCCAAUAUUCAUGAAUCAGUCAAUUAAUUAAUUAACUAAUUGUGUAAUUACUUAUUUGCUUAGUUAGUUUAAUUAUCCCAGGGAUUAAUUAAGAGCUUAAUUAGAGAUUUUGAGUUAAGCCUAAUGGCCUUUAGGUACUUGGACUAGAGUUGCGAGCUGACAUGUCUUUCCAAAUUGGUGUGAUUACUGCCAGAGUUAUUUAGUUUGAGGCUGUUGGAUUUAAUAUACUCAGAAUACUUUACCUAGAUCUCAGGUUAGAGAUGAAAUGGAUGGCCUUUAUGUAAACGGAAUUAAGUAGAAGGUCAGGUUGCUAGCCUUUGAAUGCUGGUGUAUUAACCUAUUAUGUGCACACUAGAGUUUGAGGUGAAGCCGGUGAAAUAUUAUGAUGAUAUUAUUAUGAUCUUUCAAUAGUUUCUGGUGAAUUCCAGGACACAUGAUCAGUUUUGUACCUCAGACUCAUCAGGUCUUUUGGCCAUUAAACACUAUACUCAUCAUGCAACCGGCAAUCGGUUAAUCAGUUCACUUGUGUGUCCCGUGUUCAAUUAGAUUGUAUUUGCCUUUCAUAUUUUUGGUUAUUUGUGUCUCUGGCAAAUAUAUGUACGGUAUGAGUCAAAAGUUUGGAUACACCAUCUAAUUCAAUGUUUUUAUUUUUAUGAAUUAAAAGACGCUUCAUGUCUUAAAGUAA
Molecule: messenger RNA, 3243 nt
Organism: Neoarius graeffei (lesser salmon catfish)
Lineage: Eukaryota; Metazoa; Chordata; Actinopteri; Siluriformes; Ariidae
Product: histidine-rich protein PFHRP-III-like
Exons: 3
Coding region: 62-1066 (334 amino acids)
Biological process (GO): regulation of transcription by RNA polymerase II
Source: RefSeq, a predicted model, not a curated record